This is a messenger RNA of Closterium sp. Naga37s-1, 3063 nucleotides long. NCBI's taxonomy places the organism in Eukaryota, Viridiplantae, Streptophyta, Zygnematophyceae, Desmidiales, Closteriaceae. The record is from the annotation of a GenBank genome assembly.
AUGUCCUCCAACGGAAUUAGGAUUGAUCCUUUGUCCUUCGUUCCUCCGGCGGCUCAACUGCCGCUAGUGGCAGCGCAAUCGUCAGAUGAGCUGCUGCUGGGCCGCGUGGCGGAGAUGGAGGAGCAGCUCAACCAGCAGCUGCUGGAGGGGGGACCUGCUGAGGGCACCACCCAACCAGCUGGAGCGACAAACAAGGCUGCAGCAGCUACUGCCGGCUCUGGCGACGGCGCUGCAACUGACUCCUUGCCACCACGUCCCACCUUCAAAGAAGGCCUGCUGAAAACCACAACUCUCCCCCGUGGCAUCUACCGCAACAAGCUCAAUAGCACCUUCCUGGAAUACCACCGAAACGUGCACAAGGGGGAGGUAGAACUGCACUGCAUGGGCGGCACCUGCCCGAACCUAGACAGCUGCGGCCCGGCGUUCCCGAACGUGCGAGCCUGCUUCUGGCCGAACCUGGUAGACGAGGAUUAUAUUUACCCGGACCAGCCCGAGAAUUGCCCGAAGCUGUCGAAUUGGGAGGAGGUUGGGGCGAAAGGGGCGGACCCUAGGUGUACCCACCCUGGAGAUAAUCUGAGAUUUGAUAAGUAUGUGCCUCAGUAUUUUGAGAUCAAGGACGUGUUUGUGGAUGCUAACGGGGUUCUCUUUAACGAGUCGUUGCACUUCUUCCGCCACGGGUGCUUCAAAGACAAAGAGUUCGCCUAUCAUGCCAACCAGACCAGCGUGCAGCACUACCACCGCCUCGUAUCGCUGCUGUACCAGCUGGGCGGGGCGUUCUACCACACGCUCAUCGAGGUCGUGCCUCACUUCCUGCUGCUCGCCCCGCUGCUGCGAGACAACCCCGGCAUGCCCAUUGCCGUCAGCCGCAAACAGCUGAAGAUGUACGACUCGGUGCUGCACCCAAUCGUGGGCAUCAGCUCUCGCGAGCUAAACCUUGUUCUCGUGGACGAUCGCAAUCAGAAGCUGCUGCUGCACGCUGACAUGGCGUACCAGCCUGUGUUCCAGGCAUGCGGCAGGGCAGCGCCAGGCGUGUGGCGGGAGCUGAGGCGGCGCUACCUCGUGCCGGCCGAUGGCCUCCCCAUGUUCGCCCCGGGCUUUGCUCCCCGGCACCCUGGCAACAGCACCACUGCUUCAACCACCAGUUCCAAUACCAGCAGCAGCACCAAUAGCAGCAGCAUCCCCCCUCCGUGGACGGACGAGCAGAUGGCGCGGCUGCCCGCCAGCUGGCUGGCUGUGAUUGCUCGGCGUCACAAGUCCAAGCGCCGCAUCGCUGGCUUCCCGCAAUUGGUGGAUUCCAUGAAGCAGAUCUUCCACCCUUCUAGGGUCUAUGUGUUUGAUGGCAAGCUGAAUGUCACCCAAGCCAAGACGGUGUUCAACAGGGCAGCGGUGUUCGUGGGGUUGCACGGGGCAGGCCUGGCCAACAUGGUCUUCAUGCCCCUCAACGCCAGCAUCUUCGAAAUCCGUCCCCGCGGCUACCCCAACCCGUGCUACCACCACCUCGCCACAGCCACCCAGAUGCACUACCAUUUGAUCCUCGGGAACGGUACCAAGGACAGCGAGUUGAAGUUCAAUCACACCGAGGCUGUUGAGGUGCUGAGAUUGAUAGCCAAUCGCACGCGCGCGAGAAUGUCGGCUGAAAAGUUUGAGUCGAUUAACCUGCUGCCGCCGCUGGAGGCGGUUGGGGAGGAGGAUUGGGAGGAGGGGGGUGGGGAGGAUGGGGAGGAGGAUGAGGACAAUGGCGGAGGGGGGAAUGCGGAGUUGACUAUACCUCUUGAGCUUAUGGCGGAUGUGACUCUAAAGGCGCUGAAUGACACAGAUGUAGGGUCGGAGGAGCAGGAGGAGGAGGUUAAGAGUCUGGAUGAGAAGACUUUAAAGAAGAUGGAGGGGGAGAGAGCGGUGACAAUUGGGGAGUUGAGUGAAGAUUUGAAACGGGCUGUGAUGAAACAGGUGCAUGUGAAUUCAGGGGUGGCACAUGAUAAGCGCAAGGCGAUUCUUAACUGGCCGCAACUUCUACCACGGGCUCAUUCAGUGGACGCCCUCCCCCCUGCUCUCAACCCCACCCCCAUGUCAACACCACGCUCACAGUUUGAGUACACGAAGGGGACGAAGUUUGAGUACAAGAAAGGCACAAAGUUUGAGUACAAGAAAGGCACAAAGUUUGAGUACAAGAAAGGCACAAAGGUGCAUAGGCUCAAGAGGGUGGUGAACCUGGCGUACUACCAGGGCCGCAACUUCUACCACGGGCUCAUCGAGUGGACGCCCCACCUCCUCCUCCUCAGCUCUCUGCUGCGCGCCCACCCCACCAUACCGCUGCUCGCCAUACACGACCAGUGGGAUUUCUACGAGAAUAUAUCGAAGCCUAUUAUAGGCGUGGAGCAAUUCGCCAUGAACCGACUCAGUAUAAGCCGCGGGGAGCUCUUCUAUGCUGAUGAGGUGUACCUUCCACUAUACCAGGCAUGUGGCAAGGCCAGCCCUUCCCUCUGGUCACUCCUCCGCUCCCACUACCUCCUCGCCCCGCAAGGCCUCCCCAUCUUUCCACCCACCACCUGGAUCCAACGGCCAGGAUUGGCCGAUCCGGUGAACCAGACCGAGGCGGCCACGGUGCCGCCCGAUUGGAUGGUGCUGCUGGUGCGGCGGCCAGGUGUCAAGCGCUCAUUGGACCGCUGGGACGAGCUGUAUGAGUCGGCCGUGUCGAUAUUCUCUCUCAACCGGGUGCAUGUGCUAAACGGCUCCGUGCCCAUGCUCAAAGCGCGGUCGCUGUUUCGAAGAGCGAGGCUGCUUAUAGCGGGUCACGGAGCAGCAAUGGCAAACAUGGUCUUCAUGCGACCCAACAUGACAGUCUAUGAAAUUCGUCCCGACAAGAGCAACAAUGCGUGUUACCACCACCUAGCACAUGCGUGUGGGCUCCGGUAUUACCUGACGUUUGGGGACGGGGAUGGGGAGAGAAUAGUGAAGAUUGAUGUGGGGAAGGUUACAGGGGUGUUGAAGGAGAUUGCCAAGACGUUUCCGCCUUUGCCAGGGGACGAGCAUCCAGAUGACGUGUCAAUCUUUGGGGAUGGAUAA